Molecule: messenger RNA, 1843 nt
Organism: Danaus plexippus (monarch butterfly)
Lineage: Eukaryota; Metazoa; Arthropoda; Insecta; Lepidoptera; Nymphalidae
Product: phospholipase A1-like
Exons: 5
Coding region: 164-1252 (362 amino acids)
Molecular function (GO): lipase activity
Source: RefSeq, a predicted model, not a curated record
UUAAACUUGUGCUAGUUCGUUGGCGAUACUCGCGCGUGUGUUACGUCUUCAAGAACAAUUUUUAAUGUUGUGUCGAAAAUACCGGUAAAUUAUUUUAUCUGUAUUUUAAGUGUAUUUUUUUAAUAUGUUCAUAUAAUACAUAUGUUGGAAAUUUUUCUUGAAGAUGCUGCGGGAACUAGCAUAUAUCGGGAUAUUGCUCCUAAUAACUCCAAAUAUCACCUGUUUCGAGCCGCGCCCAGAAAUAGGUUACCCGGCAGGACUUAUCCCGGAAUGUCCUGGAGUGUUGAAAAAUGCGACUAUCAGCCCAAUAAUGAUGCCGAUGUUGAAGAUUACCGUCCACAGAAUGUCUGAGACGGGAGAGGUGACUAGGAAAGUGUUCCCUAUCCUGACCGCCCAUAAAACUAUACCAAAGGAGAAACAUAUUGACUUUAGAAAUAAGAAAACUGUUUUAUACGCUGUGGGAUUCUUGGACAGCUCAGUUUAUCCUCAGUCCCAAGCGGUAGGAACAGCGUACUCUAAACGUGGCUACAACGUUCUGAUCACAGAGACGUUUGCAUUUCUGACAUACAUAUAUCCAAAAUCAGUUCGACUGACGCGUACCAUUGGCAAGAAGGUUGGGGAAUUUUUAGUCAAAUUAACUGAAUAUGGUUUAACGGCUGACAAUCUAGAACUAGUUGGCGCUAGUCUUGGAGGGCACGUAGUUUCUCAUGCUGCUAAAUAUUUUUACGCUGCAACCGGUAAAAAGCCAGCAAGACUAACUGGAUUAGAUCCGGCUGGGCCAUGCUAUAGAGCGUUACCAGCAUCAGAACGACUUGAUAGAUCCGAUGCCCAAAGAGUUGAUGUGAUCCAUUCGAAUAUUGACGGCUUUGGUAUCGCAGAACCUCUUGGUCAUAUAGAUUUCUAUGCUAACGGUGGUGAAUUUCAACCGAGCGACAUACCCUACAUUCCAUGCCUUGUCAUUUGUAGCCAUGUCCGGGCUAUCAUCUAUUGGUGGCAAGCUAUUGAACAUCCUAAGAAAUUUAUUGGUGUGAAAUGUGACAACGUUCAAGAGGCUAGAUUUGCAAGAUGUUACAAUAACACGCAGAUCAAUUAUCUCGGUCUCUCAGCAGAUUUUUCGAGAACGGGAAUAUAUUAUUUGCCAACCGACAAUGAAUUUCCUUAUUUCAGAGGAAAGGAAGGACUGAAAGCUGAAAACGAAAUUUACAAAUCUACUAUAAGGAAGAUUAAUUCUGAUAGCAUGUUUGUCGUGUGAGUAACGCACAUGCCUACAGUUUAUGGUGAUACCUAUAGAAUUCCUUUUAUAGGAAAAUAUAGAAUAACCAGUAGGGUAUAAAAUAUUUGUAUCGCUAUGACGUAGAGUAAAUGCAAAGAAAUUCUAUUUAUGAUUUAAGGUUCAAUUAUAAUAUCGGACUCACAAAAAAGUCAUUGCAAUAAAAUUAGUAUAUACGUGCCAGUCUUAAAAUUAAAUAAUAAAUAUUACUCAACGAAAAGCUUCGGUGAUUUUGUGCUUCAAUAAAAUUUGUUUAAAAUUUUUUUCGUUAACGAAAACAUAAUGAAAAAGGAUCAAGAAGAAGGAAAUGAAAACAAAUUAAAUAUUAAUAAGUUUAAAGAAAAUUUAAACUGUGAUUAUUAGAUGAUUACGUUACUUGCAGAAUGAGUCUUAUGUAUCUGGUAUUAAGCAUUAUAAUUGUAGUGAGAUAAAGGGUGGGUAGGAAAUACUAUGUGUAUAGAAUUAUAUAAUUAAUAUGAAAAAGUAGAUAAUGAUCUUAUUAUUCUAGUCCAGUUUUCAAAGAAAACGUGUUUUUUUUUUAUAAUGAAAUUAAAAUUUAUGUAAUAAGUUCUA